This is a messenger RNA of Desarmillaria tabescens, 288 nucleotides long. RefSeq lists its product as uncharacterized. NCBI's taxonomy places the organism in Eukaryota, Fungi, Basidiomycota, Agaricomycetes, Agaricales, Physalacriaceae. The record is from RefSeq and is a predicted model, not a curated record. The transcript is spliced from 2 exons. The coding region runs from base 1 to 288 and encodes 95 amino acids.
AUGCUGUCCCUCUACAUUGUCCUUUGUAUUGCUUCCUUAUAUACCCCGCGAUGUGUCUCUACUCCGCGCGACACACUCAACACCUUCGUGGCCACAGCGCAUGGCUUGCCAUGUUUGGGCUGUGGGCCCGGCCGUUCCUUAUUGGGACCUUGUGCCGGUACCAACACCAACACCAACACCACGACCUUAUGCUGGUAUCCAGAUUCCAGGGAUUCGGAAGAAAACCUACAUACAAUUACGAACGACUGCACCAAAUACAGACAUUUUUUUUUUACUCAGAUAUUAUGA